This is a messenger RNA of Aspergillus clavatus NRRL 1, 690 nucleotides long. RefSeq names its product Rab family GTPase YPT6. Lineage: Eukaryota; Fungi; Ascomycota; Eurotiomycetes; Eurotiales; Aspergillaceae. The record is from RefSeq and is a predicted model, not a curated record. Bases 1 to 690 code for a protein of 229 amino acids. Gene Ontology annotation, molecular function: GTP binding; GTPase activity. The transcript is spliced from 2 exons.
AUGUCUGACCUUGAUACUAUAGUCGGCAAAACAUCUUUGAUCACGCGAUUCAUGUACGACUCGUUCGAUAAUACUUACCAAGCAACUAUCGGAAUCGACUUUUUGUCCAAGGUAUACUCUAUACUCGCACCGAUACCCAUGACGCUAUCUGGCAGCACCCCCGCUUGCUUUUGUGUCGCCCUCCAUUUGCAACCUGUUCAUAUUGAGCUAAUAUUCGGUUUUGCGCAUCAGACCAUGUACUUGGAGGAUCGAACUGUCCGACUUCAGCUUUGGGACACAGCCGGCCAGGAGCGAUUCCGAUCUCUGAUUCCUUCAUACAUUCGAGACUCUAGCGUGGCGGUGGUUGUAUACGACAUCUCAAAUGCCAAAUCAUUCCAGAAUACUCGGAAAUGGAUCGACGAUGUUCGAGGAGAGCGCGGUAAUGACGUGAUCAUUGUCCUAGUAGGCAACAAGACGGAUUUGAACGAUAAGCGGGAAGUUACCACGGCGCAAGGCGAGGAGGAAGCGAAGAAGAACGGAUUGAUGUUCAUCGAGACCAGUGCCAAGGUCGGCCAUAACGUGAAGCAGCUGUUCAGGAGGAUAGCGCAGGCCCUUCCUGGAAUGGAAGGUGAAGCAAACAGAGAGUCUCAAAUGAUCGAUGUCAACAUCAGCCCCAAAGAAACGACAAGCAACGAUGGAUGCGCUUGCUGA